Messenger RNA from Siniperca chuatsi (mandarin fish), 1428 nucleotides. Its product is annotated as glyceraldehyde-3-phosphate dehydrogenase-like. The record is from RefSeq and is a predicted model, not a curated record. The coding region runs from base 135 to 1139 and encodes 334 amino acids. Gene Ontology annotation, biological process: glucose metabolic process. Lineage: Eukaryota; Metazoa; Chordata; Actinopteri; Centrarchiformes; Sinipercidae. Gene Ontology annotation, molecular function: NADP binding; NAD binding; oxidoreductase activity, acting on the aldehyde or oxo group of donors, NAD or NADP as acceptor. The transcript is spliced from 12 exons.
GGCGUGUCCGGCGGCGCGCGGAGGGGAUAAAUGGCGACGACACCUCGGCUCGUCCCCGCGCUCACUUCUUCCCCAGAGGACAGGCGGACUGAGGUGCCUUCACAAACGUGAGGACUAGACCAGAUCAGACAAAAAUGGUGAAGAUCGGAAUCAACGGAUUCGGACGUAUCGGCCGCCUGGUGACCCGUGCCGCCGCCUCCGGAGGCAAGGUCGAGGUGGUGGCCAUCAACGACCCCUUCAUCGAUCUGGAGUAUAUGGUCUACAUGUUCAAGUAUGACUCCACUCACGGUGUGUGGAAGCACGGAGAGGUGAAGGCCGAGGGCGGCAAGCUGGUCAUUGGCAACAUGCACAUCAUGGUGUUCCACGAGAGGGACCCCGCCAACAUCAAAUGGAGCGAUGCUGGAGUCGACUACGUUGUGGAGUCCACCGGUGUGUUCACCACCAUCGAGAAAGCCUCUGCUCACCUGAAGGGCGGAGCUAAGAGGGUGGUGAUCUCUGCUCCCAGCGCUGACGCUCCCAUGUUCGUCAUGGGCGUCAACCACGACAAGUACGACAACUCCAUGAAGGUCGUCAGCAACGCUUCCUGCACAACCAACUGCCUGGCUCCUCUCGCCAAGGUCAUCAAUGAUAACUUCGGCAUCCUUGAGGGUCUCAUGAGCACAGUCCACGCCAUCACCGCCACACAGAAGACCGUUGAUGGUCCCUCUGGUAAGUUGUGGAGGGACGGACGUGGUGCCUCCCAGAACAUCAUCCCCGCCUCCACUGGAGCUGCCAAGGCCGUGGGCAAGGUGGUCCCCGAGCUGAACGGCAAACUGACCGGUAUGGCUUUCCGUGUCCCCACCCCCAACGUCUCUGUCGUUGAUCUGACUGUCCGUCUGGAGAAGCCCGCUAAGUACGACGACAUCAAGAAGGUUGUCAAGGCCGCUGCUGAGGGACCCAUGAAGGGAAUUCUGGGAUACACAGAGGACCAGGUUGUGUCCACAGACUUCAACAGCGACCCUCACUCCUCCAUCUUUGAUGCUGGCGCCGGCAUCGCUCUCAACGACAACUUUGUCAAGCUGGUUUCAUGGUACGACAAUGAGUUCGGCUACAGCAACAGAGUGUGCGACCUGGUCCAGCACAUGUUCACCAAGGAGUAAAGUCCUGUCACGACUCAUCGUUCCUUCCCAUAAUUCCCUCUUCCUUCACCUGUAACUGGAUGCUGUGCCAUCCGUCUCCGGGAGCAAACUCUUCUACGACAAACUGAUGAUGAUACCUUUUUAUAUGAUAACGUCACCUCCGUUCUGUCCAGUAGUGAGGACUGCAGUAAGCAGUGUUUGUAGAGAUGAUUUUCCAUCACUGAACUGUACUGAAUGGUCUUGUUGCACUAAACAUGCAGUGGCUCCAGAUAUUAGCAUGCAAACUAAUAAAGUCCUCAGUUUGUGGAAA